Phyllotreta striolata is the source of this 501-nucleotide messenger RNA. The record is from the annotation of a GenBank genome assembly. Lineage: Eukaryota; Metazoa; Arthropoda; Insecta; Coleoptera; Chrysomelidae.
UUUUCAAUUUCAAACAUCUAUAUAAAUCAAUCAAUCAAGAGAGCCUAUCAUCAAACUGAAUAAAAAUGAUGAAACUGAUUGUAGUGAUUUUGUUUGCAAUUACUGUUGCAAUAACUAUUGCUUCGGACGACCCGCAACCGACGAAAUGCUACCACUGCUCGUUGAUCGAAGGGGAAAUUUGCAAUAAGCCCGAUUUCACCUGGUUAGGCGUACAGAGUUGCGAUGACAUUCCCACCAAUAAAAACACCACCGAUAAAGUCGUUUGCUACACCGUCACGGCGACAUGGCUUGGACAGCCGAUAACGGAAAGAGGAUGUUACUACCAGGAGAUGGAAGGAAUGGAUCUUUGCACUUACUUCAACAAAACCGAAGCCAACGUACCGUUCACUUUCGACUACAAGUGCAAAUUGUGCUACAACGAUUUGUGCAACGGAUUACCAUCCAGAUAGUUCCGAUCAAAUUGUAUACUAAUUCAAUGCGAUCAAUAAAAUCGUGCAUUUA